AUGUUGCAGGAACUUCCAAAGGAUCUGAACAAUGAGAGUGGAGGAAGACAUUGCUCACAUGUGGCUGAAGAAGGAGGCAGUGAGGCUGUAGGAGAUCAUGAGAGCUACGGCAAGGAUUUUGGACUUUCUAGCCAGAAUAUGACCAUAAUGGGAUUUGCUGGACCCUACUCACUCCAGAGCCUGCAGAAAGGAUCCUCAGAAAACUGCCAGAAGCCAGCAAAGAUAGCUUUACUUGCUUUUUAUGAACUUCAGGAUGCUACAGCCUCUGUCUCCCAGAAUUCCUGGCAGAAAACUUGUGGCUAUGGAAGAAUGGCCUCUGCCAGGAGUUUUUCUGAGGAGCAAUUCCAGGAGGCUUGUGCGGAACUUCAGAAUCCCAGGCUAUCAGGCUGGAAUUGGCAGGUGGAAUCCAGGGGCUUUGCCGUCUACCGGAAGCUAAGCAGGCCAACUGGACUUUAUGAGUAUAAGAUCAUUGGUACUCUGAGAGCUCCACCAGAUCUACUUGCAGAUAUCUGUAUGGAUUUAGGCUAUAUAAGAUGGCGGAUCCCACAAGUUAUAGAAGCCUAUGAAACAGAAUGCAAUGGAGAAACCGUGAUCUACAUGAAAAUGGAGUUCCCUUUUUUAUUGUCCCACAGAGAUUGCGUCUAUGUGCAGCAGCGGCGAGAACUGGACUUCAGAGGGCGGAAGAUACAGGUGGUCCUGGCCAAGAGCACCUCAGUGCCACAGUUUCCAGAGAGGUCAGGAUUCAUCCGGGUGAGGCAGUGCCAGGUGAAGCUGGCCAUGGAGAGCGAUGGCAGUAACCAGAGCAAAGUAUUAAUUCAUUGCUUCAUAAACCCUGGUGGCCGUAUUCCAUCCUGGAUCAUCAACUUGGUUGCCAAGAAUGGAAUUCCUGGCUUCCUGGCUGACCUGGAGGAUGCCUACCUGAGGUACCAGAGGAGAACCUAA
Molecule: messenger RNA, 942 nt
Organism: Capra hircus (goat)
Lineage: Eukaryota; Metazoa; Chordata; Mammalia; Artiodactyla; Bovidae
Product: phosphatidylcholine transfer protein
Exons: 9
Coding region: 1-942 (313 amino acids)
Molecular function (GO): phosphatidylcholine binding; phosphatidylcholine intramembrane carrier activity
Source: RefSeq, a predicted model, not a curated record